Molecule: messenger RNA, 2198 nt
Organism: Bicyclus anynana (squinting bush brown)
Lineage: Eukaryota; Metazoa; Arthropoda; Insecta; Lepidoptera; Nymphalidae
Exons: 3
Coding region: 291-866 (191 amino acids)
Source: RefSeq, a predicted model, not a curated record
UCAUAGCGGCACAUAGUCUCAAAGGCGAGCCGCGUAUAGACAGAUCUCUGCGGCUCACAGAAAAAAAUAGAAGACUUGAAUUAAAAAGUUUUUAAUAGUCAGUUUUUUUUUAAGUAAUUAAAAAGUGCAAUCGUGACUUUUGAACGCAAUAUUCUAAAAAUAUUUAAAAUAAGAUUACAGACGUUUUUUUUUUGUAAAUUAAAAAGUGAUGUGAUCGUUAAACAUUGUUUAUAAAUAAAAGAGUUUGUUAAUUAUUUUUUUUUUAAUUAUUGUAAGAACUUAAAGUGAAAAUGGAGCAGAUAGAAGUAGAUGACGUUUUAAUAAAAGAAAUUAACGACAGUGUGUUAGAAGUAGAAGACAUUAAGACAAGUGCAGAUAAUGAUUCGGAUAUUGGAAGGAUUUUGGGGAUGAUGCCCAUUUUCUUAUUACUGUUAAUUAUGUUCGUCAGAAUUAUUUUCGUCAUAUACAAAUCUAGUGGACAAAAGACUCGCAACUCGCAGCAGAGACGAACGUUCGUUGCCCCGCGCCAGCGGCCGUCGGUGUCGCAGACCGAGCCUACUAUAUACGUCAGUCCGGCCAACUUGCCCCCACCGCCCAAAUAUGAAGCGAUGGCUCCACCCAGCUACGAAGAAGUGGUUGGGAUCCACUACCCCAACUAUCAGCCAGUUCAACCAAUCACGCAGCCAAUCACGACUGCGCUAGCACAGAGCUCGAAUUCGGCGGAUAACGUUACAGUAACCGAUACCGAAAAUAACGUUACAAAUACCGUUACACAAAAUAACGCUUCCUGUAGCGUUCCCAGUAACGUUGCUCCCGCCGUUGUCACUAUUGCAAACGAGCGGACAGUUCCAACAGCGUCUUCAUGAUUUUACAGACUGUAUUUCAAUAUAUUUAUUAACCAGUUGGACUGGUUCGGCAAUGCAUUUACGAAGUUUGUUACGUGAGUUCAUAGAGUACAAUUUGAAACGAGUCAUAAGAAUAAUGUAUCAUACAUAGGAUAAUACGAAGAAGGUAUUUCUGUAUUUUGUAUUUGGUUAACCAAUUUGUCUGGAACUAACUAGGUAUAAUUAUUCUUCUACAUAUUAUGACAAAGGUUAAUCAAAUUAAAAGUAGUCAUGUUUUAUUAGUUACCAAGAUCUCUGUAUGUUUAAUGGAGACAGUAUAUAGGUUACCAUACAAAAUAAUAAGCUUUGAAAGUGCAAUGUAUUAGUUCAUAGCUAAUUCAUAGCUAUACUAUAUCAAAGAAAAAUGUAAAUCACGGUAUAUUUUAAUCGUUAAAAAUAACGUCGUUGAAAGAACGUAACGUUUUGAAAACAACUUUGAAAGAACGUAACGUUUUGAACACGAGCAAACUAAAAGCAAACAACGUUGAAAGAACGUAACGUUUUGAAAACAACUUUGAAAGAACGUAACGUUUUGAACACGAACAAACUAAAAGCAAAUAACGUUGAAGGAACGUAACGUUUUGAAAACAACUUUGAAAGAACGUAACGUUUUGAACACGAACAAACUAAAAGCAAACAACGUUGAAGGAACGUAACGUUUUGAAAACAACUUUGAAAGAACGUAACGUUUUGAAAACAACUUUGAAAGAACGUAACGUUUUGAACACAAACAAACUAAAAGCAAAUAACGUUGAAAGAACGUAACGUUUCGAAAACAACUUUGAAAGAACGUAACGUUUUAAACACGAACAAACUAAAAGCAAACAACGUUGAAAGAACGUAACGUUUUGAAAACAACUUUGAAAGAACGUAACGUUUUGAACACGAACAAACUAAAAACAAAUAACGUUGAAAGAACGUAACGUUUUGAAAACAACUUUGAAAGAACUUAACGUUUUGAAAACGAGCAAACUAAAAGCAAACAACGUUGAUAGAACGUAACGUUUUGAAAACAACUUUGAAAGAACGUAACGUUUUGAACACGAACAAACUUAAAACAAAUAACGUUGAAAGAACGUAACGUUUUGAACAUGAACAAACUAAAUCAAACAAAAUGAGAUUUCAGUAAUAAUUUUCAGUCUUUAUUCGGAGGACGCAAGACUGACUGUUAUUACUCUUAAUAUAAUUUAAUUAAGUAACUGACAUGUGAACUGACUGUGAGAACUGUUACGUAUUACUUAUUUUAAUGUUACCAAUGUAAAAAUAUAAUAUUUUAAUAAAAAAAUACAAUUUAAAACCAUUAGGUUUAAGAAA